UUUUAUUAUCAAUCAAUACUUUGGACAAAGAAACACGUAUGGGUUAGAAAUAAAUUGCAAAAAAAAAACACUUUGCGCAAACUCAUUGUUUGUCCCUUUAGCAUUAGAAGAAUUAAGAAGGGACUUUUUUUGUAACGAGAGAUCGCAUCCACCUGCAGAAAAAGAAUUUUUGGCUGACUGCCAAUUCUAAUGUCCAUCAGAUUAUUCUUAAACAGGGGCUUAUACUGUGUGGAAGUAAAAGGAUUCGGAAAAUCGAAGUGUUCCAUUGUACAAUCUAAUACAACCCGUGUAUAUAAAAAGCUUUUUGGAAGCAUGAAAUUUGCAAAAUUAUCACAAACUGAAGAUUUGAUGCCAACUCUUGGAUUAGGUACAUGGCAGGCUUCAUCAGAUGUUAUAGAAUCUAUUGUAUACAGAGCUUUGGAAUUAGGCUACCGACACAUUGAUACAGCAUUUAAUUACAACAACGAAGAAGCUAUCGGGAAAGCAAUAAAAAAGUGGAUUGCGGAUGGUAAUGGUUCAAGGAAAGAUUUGUUUAUCACAACAAAGUUACCACAUGUUGGUAACAGAGCAGCCGACGUAAAGAAAUUCGUCGAUAUUCAACUCAGUCGAUUGCAGCUGGAGUACGUCGAUUUGUAUCUAAUUCAUGUACCUUUUGCAUUCUAUUGCGACCCCGAGACAUUGACACCAGUUGUGAAACAUAAUGGGGAAUAUGAUUUAGAUAUGGAGACGGAUCAUGUCAGUAUUUGGAAGGUGAUGGAAGAGUGUCAGAAAGAGGGUCGUAUCCGAAAUCUAGGAUUGUCAAACUUCAACGAGGACCAAAUAGCUAAGAUAAUGAAAGCGGCGUCGUUUAAGCCGCAAGUACUACAAGUAGAGUUGCACGCGUACUUCCAACAGGCGGCGCUGCGAAAGUUUUGUGAGGAGAAUGACAUCGUUGUGACUGCGUAUGCGCCACUAGGCAGUCCGGGGGCUAAGGACCAUUUUGUGAAUAAGUAUAAUUAUAGCCCGGAUAAGUUCCCAGACCUUCUGGGUCAUCCAGAAGUGAAGGAUAUUGCCGUGAAGCACGGCAAGACUACAGCCCAAGUGCUAUUGCGCUUUUUAGUGCAGCAGAAAGUUGUUGUCAUUCCUAAAAGUACCAGCGAGAAGAGGAUUAAGGAAAAUGCGAACAUCUAUGAUUUUGAAUUGACUCAAGCUGAAAUCAAUCGAUUGAGAAACCUAGACAAAGGGGAGGAUGGACGCAUUUUCAAUUUUUUGUUUUGGAAGGGAGUCGAAAAACAUCCAGAAUAUCCAUUCAAAAUAUCCGAAAUAACUGCCUAAAAGCUAUAUUAUAUUGAUACAUUGCCAUAAAAAUAAAGAAGGCACGAGUAAAACGCCAGAUUUCACCUUCAUUCCUAUAAUUUAAUAGGAAAAUUAUCAAAUAUUCUAGUCAUUAUUUACCUCAUUAUGUGCUAGUAGUUUUAUUUUUUCAUUUAGGACAAUUCACUAAGCUCGGUAGGUAUGGUGUAUGUUAAUAAGCAUCAGUGAGAAUUUGUGAUGUAACUGUAUUGUGCAUAGGGCUAGUGUUGAAAACACAGAGUUUCUACUUCAAAGAAGAAUGAUUGCGUUAUUUUUUUUUUCAAUAAAA
This is a messenger RNA of Zerene cesonia (dogface butterfly), 1621 nucleotides long. RefSeq names its product 1,5-anhydro-D-fructose reductase-like. Gene Ontology annotation, molecular function: aldose reductase (NADPH) activity. Lineage: Eukaryota; Metazoa; Arthropoda; Insecta; Lepidoptera; Pieridae. The record is from RefSeq and is a predicted model, not a curated record. The transcript is spliced from 6 exons. Bases 190 to 1314 code for a protein of 374 amino acids. Gene Ontology annotation, cellular component: cytosol.